AUGAAUGGGCGACUUCCUGUGGCUCCAAUUGCCAGCCUAAAGGGCACCUGGACCAGUGUAUUUUGUACAGAGAACCGCUGCUCCAGGGCGCCAACAAAGCAGCCGCGUGGGGCAAAGCAGCGGCGCCGGCUGGCACAGCCGCGCUGUUUAUCAGCCUUUUUUUUUUUUCAUCUUACAGGAACACCAGUGUAUUCAGUAGCAUGGGGCCCUGAUUCAGAAAAGGUUCUUUUUACAGCAGGCAAGCAACUAAUCAUUAAACCUCUUCAACCAAAUGCUAAAGUUUUACAGUGGAAAGCUCACGAUGGCAUUAUUUUAAAAGUAGAUUGGAACUCAGUCAAUGAUCUUAUUUUAUCUGCUGGUGAAGACUGUAAAUAUAAGGUAUGGGAUAGUUAUGGCCGCAUGCUGUACAAUUCACAACCUCAUGAGCAUCCUAUUACUUCAGUUGCCUGGGCUCCAGAUGGAGAAUUAUUUGCUGUUGGAUCAUUUCAUACUUUACGCUUGUGUGAUAAAACUGGGUGGUCAUACGCAUUAGAAAAACCCAACACUGGCAGCAUAUUUAAUAUCGCGUGGUCUAUUGAUGGCACUCAGAUUGCUGGAGCCUGUGGAAAUGGACAUGUUGUUUUUGCACAUGUGGUGGAACAACAUUGGGAGUGGAAAAAUUUUCAAGUUACAUUAACUAAAAGAAGGACCAUGCAGGUUCGUAACGUUCUUAAUGAUGCAGUGGAUUUACUGGAAUUCCGUGAUAGAGUCAUUAAAGCAUCUUUGAACUAUGCGCAUUUAGUGGUUUCAACAUCUCUUCAAUGUUACGUGUUCUCCACAAAGAACUGGAAUACACCAAUUAUAUUUGAUCUCAAAGAAGGAACUGUUAGUUUAAUUCUGCAGGCGGAAAGACAUUUUCUUCUUGUAGAUGGUAGUAGUAUCUAUUUAUAUUCGUAUGAAGGGCGCUUUAUUUCAUCUCCAAAAUUUCCUGGGAUGAGAACAGAUAUUCUGAAUGCACAGACUGUAUCUUUGAGUAAUGAUACCAUAGCAAUAAGAGACAAAGCUGAUGAAAAAAUAAUCUUCCUCUUUGAGGCGUCAACUGGAAAACCAUUAGGUGAUGGGAAGUUUCUUUCUCAUAAGAUUGAAAUCUUGGAAAUUGCUCUGGAUCAAAAAGGACUUACCAAUGAUAGAAAAAUUGCUUUCAUUGAUAAAAAUAGAGAUCUCUGUAUCACUUCUGUGAAACGAUUUGGGAAGGAAGAACAAAUUAUCAAACUUGGAACAAUGGUGCAUACCUUGGCAUGGAAUGAUACAUGCAAUAUCCUUUGUGGACUUCAAGAUACUCGAUUUAUAGUGUGGUAUUACCCCAAUACAGUUUAUGUGGACAGAGACAUUUUGCCUAAAACAUUAUAUGAAAGGGAUGCAAGUGAAUUUAGUAAAAAUCCCCACAUUAUGAGUUUUGUUGGAAAUCAAGUAACUAUUAGAAGAGCUGAUGGCUCCCUGGUUCACAUCAGCAUAUCACCAUAUCCUGCUAUUCUCCAUGAAUAUGUAAGCAGUUCAAAAUGGGAAGAUGCUGUAAGACUUUGUCGCUUUGUUAAGGAGCAAACCAUGUGGGCUUGUCUAGCUGCUAUGGCAGUUGCUAAUCGAGAUAUGACUACUGCAGAAAUAGCCUAUGCAGCAAUUGGUGAAAUUGAUAAGGUUCAGUACAUCAAUUCUAUAAAAAAUCUUCCAUCUAAAGAAUCAAAAAUGGCCCACAUACUGCUGUUUAGUGGGAACAUACAGGAGGCUGAAAUAGUUCUUCUUCAGGCUGGCCUUGUUUAUCAAGCAAUCCAGAUCAAUAUUAAUCUCUACAACUGGGAAAGGGCACUGGAAUUGGCUGUAAAAUACAAAACACAUGUUGAUACUGUUCUUGCUUACCGUCAAAAGUUUUUGGAGACAUUUGGUAAACAGGAAACUAAUAAACGAUUCUUGCAUUAUGCAGAAGGCCUACAAAUAGAUUGGGAGAAAAUCAAAGCCAAGAUCAAGAUGGAAAUUACAAAAGAACAAGAGCAAUCAUCAAACAGCCAAUCCAGCAAGAAUAUGGGUCUAAAACUCUAAAUGCCAUGCUUAUCUUUAAGAAGUUUUAUCUUUUGAAACAAAUUCUAAUUAAUCAAGAAUAAGCAUGUUUUGGUUCCUAAAGAAAAAAAGCAUAAUUUAUAAAUAAGUACUUGCUGUGUAUUUAAUGUAAAAGUAUAUUCAGAAAGGUGAAACACAAAAUAAUUGAUGUACUUCUUUUAUAUUUUUAGUCCAAUAAUUAGCAAAGUAUUACUAUAUACUUAAGAUAUACCUGUGUGAUGUUGAUUAUAUUUGUUUUUUGCCUAUUACUUCGUCCCUGAAUCUUUAGCAUGAACAAAUAUUAAUGUUGAUAAUAAAACAUUGCACUUUUUGAAAUAUAUGUUACCAUUAAUUUCUAUUUGACCUCUAAAUUCUAAAGUGCCUCCAAAAGUUUAUUUAUAGAACAAAAAUACAUUCGGAGGCCGGGCACGGUGGCUUACUCCCAGAACUUUGGGAGGCUGAGGCAGGCAGAUCACCUGAGGCCAGGAGUUCGAGACCAGCCUGACCAACAUGGAGAAACCAGCAUAGGUAAGUUCAUAGAGACAGAAAGGAGAACAGUGGUUACCAGAGACUGCAGGGAGGAGGAAAUGGGGGGCUUAUUGUUUAACAGGUACAUAGUUUCUGUUUGGGAUGAACAAAUUCUGGAAAUGGAUAGCAAUGAUGGCUUCUCAACAUUGUGAAUGUUAGUGCCACUGAAUUGUACCCAUAAAAAUGGUUAAAAUGGUAAACUUUGCUAUGUAUAUAUUAUCAUAAUUUUAAAAAUAUAUCUAGAAUGGCAAGAAGGAUUCUCCUCAUUCCUCUCUUGACUUGAGAAUGGCCAGGCAAUAAGCCCUGAAGUAUUUUCAUAGGUGAUAAACUGUUUGAUUACUCUUGAUUUAGUAUGUCCCAAAGUUAUUAUCACAUAAUCUUUUAAAUAAUAAAACAAAUACCCCUUAGAAAGUCUUCCGUGAACCCAUUUCUGGAAAUGGUACAUUAUAGAGUGGGUAUGUGCACAUAUAUGGGAUUAUGUAUAAAUAUGUUACAGAUACACACACACACACACACACAUAUAAAGGGAUAGAGGGAUUACUGCUCUUAAAUCCCAUUUUAAUUACUAUGUCUAGGUUUUUAAAAUAAAAAUGUUUUUCUUUUUAACAUGUUUCUUUUCUUUCCUGGAAUAUUGGAAUAUCGUGUUCUUGAUCCAGAUGAAAUCUGAUUGAGCAGUAUACUUUAUAAGUUGUACUGUUUAUAUGUUUUCUGUAUUGUUAUCUUUCAAUGAGAAGCUUAAAAAUAAAAAAUGGUUAAAAAGGUUUUAUGUUAUGUAUAUUUUACCACAAAAAAUAAAAAAAAUAAAAAGUUUGUGUUCUAAA
Messenger RNA from Cebus imitator (Panamanian white-faced capuchin), 3419 nucleotides. RefSeq names its product intraflagellar transport protein 80 homolog. Gene Ontology annotation, molecular function: protein binding. Gene Ontology annotation, cellular component: centrosome; cilium; intraciliary transport particle B. NCBI's taxonomy places the organism in Eukaryota, Metazoa, Chordata, Mammalia, Primates, Cebidae. The record is from RefSeq and is a predicted model, not a curated record. The transcript is spliced from 16 exons. The coding region runs from base 1 to 2073 and encodes 690 amino acids. Gene Ontology annotation, biological process: cilium assembly.